GACUCACUUCCUACACUAACCAACUCCUUCUUGAUCUUUAAGUUACGUGGCAACUCUGUCAAUGGAAAGACUCUGCAGGCAAAGUACCGCAAUAUUGAAAUCAAAUCAAUUCGUGGCUAGCACUUGUGCCCUUUGAAAGAGAAAAAAGCAACGUUGUGAUUUUUAGCAGAAGCAGCAAUAAUUAUUUUAACUGUGUUCCUGUCGGUGUGUGUGUUUUUUUUACUGUGUGAAUUUUUAGACAACUAAGCGAAAAAGUCGGCGACCAAAAAUUAACUGAAGCUUCUUGGGCGAUUUUCGUUGACGAUAGUGUGGAAACUCAUAAAUUGCGGCUAAUCGGGAAUUCGGGUACGAUCGGCAAAAGGCAAUGCGCUAAUUAGGCGAACAGUGCUAAAGAGACAGAGAAACGGCAAGAGCGAAAUAAUUGUAAGUUACACCAUAUAAACAAAUCCGAUGAAAGAGCAGAAAGCUGAGCAAUGUUGAAAAGACGCCAGCAACAAACAGCACAAAAGCAACAGCAGCAGCAGCAACAUUCCCAUUUGCAGCAACAAUUAUAAACACGCACGAACAACAGACACUUGGCAACAUGCUGCUAAAGCUUGGACACAUGUUGCUAGCGCUUGCUAACAUCUUCGCCUUGGCCUUGGCCUUGGCAGCCACACAGCAAUAUAAAUCGGCCGAGUUCAAAGAAUGCACCAGCAUAGACAUACGCAACGAGUGCAGCAAAAUGAGACUAUUGGAUAAUUGUACAGUGGUCAUUGGCUAUGUAAUGAUCACACUAUUGCCCAGUCAAAAUUGCAACUUCUCGCUGUAUUCGUUUCCCAAAUUGCGCGAAAUCACGGACUAUAUGAUAUUCACCGAGGUUAAGGACUUGACCAAUAUCCGUGACAUGUUUCCCAAUCUCACUGUAAUACGCGGCCGACGACUAUUCCUCAAUUAUGCACUGGGCAUUACCAGCAUGCCCGAAUUAGAGCUGUUGGAAUUUAAGUCUCUAGUUGCCAUACAACAUGGUCACGUCUACAUCGGCAACUGCCACAAGCUCUGCCAGCUGAAUAGGAUCAAUUGGGAUCGACUGACACUGAGCGCUGGAGAGAAUCAUAUUGUAAUUGGAUCCAACAACUGCACACAUCGAGCUAAUUGCAAAGGUUGCGCCUCCAACUACUGUUGGUCGAAUUUUACCUGCCAGCGCUUCGAAAACGAUAAUGUCGUGCACUAUGAUCGAAAUUUGCAGAGCUGCCACGAGGAGUGUCUGGGCGGCUGUCACAAUACAACAGCUGCCGGCUGUGUCGUCUGCCGUGGCCUAACGGAUGCAGGUGUCUGUGUUAAGCGUUGCCCGGCGACCAAGUAUGUGCUGGAUCACUAUCAACGCUGUUAUACCCGCGACGAAUGUGUCCAUCUCCAUGGCCAUUUUACGUUUGGCGACAAGUGUGUGGCGUUCUGUCCCAGCGGCUACAAAGCCAAUGCCGCAUCGGAUUGCGUACGCUGUGCGCCACUGGAGGCAUGCAUCAGCGUCUGUUCGCCAGAGCAUCAGGAUGGCAUGAUUGUCAUAUACAAUUUGGCCGAUGCUGAGGAUUUGCGCGGCUGUCAAAUUGUGAACAGCAGCCUCAUCAUCACCAUACGCAAUAAAGUCAAUGAGCAGCAGCUGGAGCAUAGUCUCAGCAGCAUACGCGAGAUACGCGGACACUUAAAGAUCUAUCGCUCCUCACAGCUGAGCAGUCUGAAGUUCCUGAGCAACCUGCGCCGCAUACACGGCGAUCCUCUCGAGAAUCGGCAUUAUGCUUUCAUAUUGUACGACAACAAGCAUCUCAGCGAGCUGUGGGCACCAACCAAGCAGCUGGAGUUUGUCAGCGGCGGCAUGUUUAUGCAUCGCAACAAUAAGCUAUGCAACAAGCAUAUAAAAGAGUUUCAGGAUCGCGUUAUACAUGACAAGGUGAUGGACUCGCUGCAGACCAGCGACCAGGAGGUGCUCUGCGGUCCAGCCAAGCUUCAGUUGCUCGUGCAGCCAACGUCUCAUCGCACGCUGCAGUUCAGCUGGCUAAAGUUGCAAAUGAGUGUAGAGCUCGAGCUGAUUUAUAGAACCGUGCCGCUGGGCACAAGGUAUGCCGAGCAAAGUGAGCUGGAGGCGCCAAUCUGCACGCGCAUCAAUUGGCAGCGACUGUUGCUAUUUGCGGAUGAUCUACAGGAUAAUGGCACCCACUACAGCUAUCAACUGGAUCAACUUCGGCCGCAUACGCGUUACGUCUGCAUGCUGCGCACCUUUGGCGGCGAUAUACAGCACGACGCGCGCAGCGAUUUGAUUUACGUGGAAACGCACAUGGAUAUACCAAAACCUCCAGCACUGGCCAUUACCAAGAAGACGGACAACACGUUAACGCUACGCUUAAAGGGAGAGGAGUUGGAUUAUUAUAUGUUAACAGUGCAUGAACUAACUGAUGAUACCGCCUACAUGGAUGAACGCAAUUUUUGCCGGCAACCGGCGUCCAGGCAAGACAUGGAAGCAGUGCGCUGGCGGCAGGAACAAGACGACUAUGAUGAAUGCUGCACGCGACAGGCAAAUCAAGCGCUCGAUCAGGAUUUCAUCAAACAAAUGGCUGAAAUGUUUCGCUGCAGCCUAGAUGAGCCCGACAAUUGUGCGUCCUCGACGCAAAAGGCAGGGCAGCAGCUGCGCCUGGCGUCCAAUGUGACGUUUUAUGAGCUGCGUCAGCUGGAGCGCUAUCGCUUGUACUCAUUGCAAUUGCAAGCUUGCAAUAUGCUCGGAUGCAGCAGCUCCACGACGGUGCACGAACGCACAAAUUUCACAAUUGGUGCAGACUUGUUGCCGCAACUAAUGGCAUGCCGUCUGCCCAAGACAACGGACUACAUCGUGCGCUUUGCAGAGCCAGAUCAACCGAAUGGAUUGAUUGUUAACUACGUGCUUCAUUAUCGCAACAAUAUCUCUGAGCAGGUGGCCGAAACGCAUCUGAGCUGCAUAACACGACGCCAACAUGCCCUCGCGAAUUACGUACACAAGACCUCACUGAACGGCACCUACAACGAGUGUGCCGUGCGCAUUCAUUCGCUUGCAGGAGACGUCAUCACAAACUAUGUGAAAAUUACGUGGUGCGACAAGGAGCAAAGCAAGAUGCCACCAACAAUAGCGCCGGACAUUGACAAUGAAACUGUGCUGGCCGCUGUUACAAAGGCGCACGCGCAGGAGGAGGAGACCCAUUCGCAUGUGCGUGGCGUUAGCAUAUUUUUAUUGUGUUUCCUCUUUGGAUGCGCAGUGUCGCUGAUUUGGCUGCUUUAUAAACGUCGCUGUUGGCGUAAAUGGCCGGGACUGCGUCGCUACAUGCCAGUGCGCGAACAAUGGUUGCGUGAGCGCCAACAGACCGAGGAUCGCGAGAUACUCGUUGAUGGCUUUGAGACGGUGCGUUUUCAGAACAACAACAACAACAACAAUAGCAGUAGCAGCAUUGGCAAUGAGUAUUAAUGUAAUUUAACAACAAUUUGAACUUGUAUUCGUAACUACAAACGUCAACUUACCAUAUAUUAUAAGCGGAACUUAUGAAUCUCUU
Molecule: messenger RNA, 3551 nt
Organism: Drosophila hydei
Lineage: Eukaryota; Metazoa; Arthropoda; Insecta; Diptera; Drosophilidae
Product: insulin receptor-related protein
Exons: 7
Coding region: 584-3466 (960 amino acids)
Molecular function (GO): protein binding
Source: RefSeq, a predicted model, not a curated record